Messenger RNA from Seminavis robusta, 483 nucleotides. Lineage: Eukaryota; Bacillariophyta; Bacillariophyceae; Naviculales; Naviculaceae. The record is from the annotation of a GenBank genome assembly.
AUGAGCAGCACACAACUGAGUCUAUUUUCCUGGUUUUCGUCUUUGCAAAUGCCAUGGUCCAAAGACGACACUAGCAGCAGUAAGGAUGGAAAGGAAGAAGAAGUCUGGGGAAGUGGAAACAAGAACAGCAUGGACAAGAACAAAGACGAUAAUAAAUCUGGGUUGGGUGGUGUCGCCGGUAUCAUGGAUAGCAUGGAGAAUUUCAAGACAGCCCAGCAAGUCGGCAAAAUGACCAAUUCUCUAGUACAGGAUUUGGCAUCAACUACAAUUGAAGGUGUGGCUGUGGAAGGAAAAGUCAAGGUGUAUGUGGACGGACAACAACGACCCUUGAAUGUUCAGAUCGAUGAGGGGUAUCUGGCCGGCGUAGAUUCCUCGGAUCUAUCAGCUGCCUUGGCCGUUGCCAUGAAAGAUGCGUACCGAAAGUCUUCGGAACGAAUGGACGAUAAAAUGAAGUCGUUCUACGUAGACUUGGGCUUAAAAUAG